AUGGUUCGUCACAGUCUACAGAAAGCGGCCCUCAGCCUGCUGGGCAUCGCCGCAACGUCAGCGGCGCGGGCCAUACUGCCGCGGACCGCCGCGGAGCAACAAGCCGCCCCGUCGAGCAACCUGCUAGACUAUGCCUCCGGUGGCGGGGCAUCAUCCAGCAGCGGGGACGCCGCGUGCGACUUCACCGUUGCGGCCGGCGCCCUGGCGUUCCCCAACGCCCGCAUCGUCCACCAGCAGGGCGGCUUCGUCGACUGCAACGCCCGACUCCUGCUUUCGGAUCUGCCGGCGGGUUACCAAUUCUCUGUCUCGAGUGCCUCCGUGGCGGGGUACCUGAAUCUCGAACCGGGGACCUAUCUGGAUAAGAUCGAAGUGCAGCUGGCUUACCCGGGUCUGGGAGGCAAGUCUUCUCUUUCGGACGUAGGCAGUGUCAAGAAUGCAUACGGCAAGUCCGGGACGGGGUACGACGGGGUUUUCGACAUCUCUCUACCCAUGUCACCCGUAUCACGAACCGGUUCGCUGGCCGUAUCGCCAUGUUUCACGUCGGCAACAGAUGAUGGGACGACGCUGGCGGUGGAGCUGUUUCUCUCAUUGGUCCACGAGCAGAUCGAGUUUGAUGACUCGACUCCCCAUUAUGGCUCUGUGGGUGGUGACGGGCCCGAUCAGCAGUUGAGAGUUGGCCUUGAGGCCGAAUGGUCGAAGUGCUAG
Molecule: messenger RNA, 705 nt
Organism: Phialemonium atrogriseum
Lineage: Eukaryota; Fungi; Ascomycota; Sordariomycetes; Cephalothecales; Cephalothecaceae
Exons: 2
Coding region: 1-705 (234 amino acids)
Source: RefSeq, a predicted model, not a curated record